Messenger RNA from Ctenocephalides felis (cat flea), 2158 nucleotides. Its product is annotated as wee1-like protein kinase. The record is from RefSeq and is a predicted model, not a curated record. Gene Ontology annotation, molecular function: ATP binding; magnesium ion binding; non-membrane spanning protein tyrosine kinase activity. Gene Ontology annotation, cellular component: nucleus. Bases 112 to 1827 code for a protein of 571 amino acids. Gene Ontology annotation, biological process: protein phosphorylation; mitotic cell cycle. The transcript is spliced from 9 exons. Lineage: Eukaryota; Metazoa; Arthropoda; Insecta; Siphonaptera; Pulicidae.
AGUACGAUGUGAAAAAUUUGUGAUGCUAGUUUAUGAUGUUAUAAAAAAUAAGUUCUCAGUAAGUGAUAAAUAUUUUUAUGUUUUUGUUAUUUUUGUAAGUGAACUAGAAUCAUGGAUUGUGCACAAAAGUUAAAUUUUGACAAUUGUGAUCGUUAUUCCGCUUGGAAUUCGACUUUAGUAUCUGUUGAAAGUUGCUGCGAAAUGAGUGACAGCUUUAAUUCGUCUAGUGAUUGUUUAAGUCCUCCUGCUGGCGGAAUUAAAGCUAGAAAAUUGGAUUUUUCGGAUAAUGCAGAUUCGACACCAGAAGAGCCUUCAUCGGCUCCUUUCAGCCCCCCUUACAGACGAGUACGAGCCUUAAGAUUAUUUGAUAGUCCUGCAACGCCAAAGACAUUACUUGAGAAAUGUAGUAGCACUCCAGCACCAAGAUGUCGAAUUAUUAAUACAACAAUCAAUUCUGCAAAUAAAUCUAUAUUAUCUAGUUCUAAUACAGCAGAAAGACCUAGAGCUGUUGCUAGUAACUUCAAAAAUGAACUUCGUCCUCAUGCCAAUGUUAAUCCAUUUACUCCCAAUGGUAUGCUUAUGCACUCAAAAAAACGAACAAGGUCAAAAAGAUCAUUGCAUGGUUCACCUGUUUUAAAAGUUACACCGUUAGAUUUAAAUGCUGAAGAUGUAAGUGACGAAGAAUUUGAACAACCUCUAAAACGUGUAGCUCUACAAGAUAGCAAUAUAUCGAGAUACCAUGAAGAGUUUUUGGAAUUAGGAAUAUUAGGCACUGGUGAAUUCGGGUCUGUUUAUCGAUGUCUAAACAGAUUGGAUGGAUGUAUUUAUGCUGUGAAGAAAAGCAUUAAACCAGUCGCUGGUAGUGCUAAUGAACAAACAGCUCUGAAUGAAGUUUAUGCUCACGCCGUUCUUGGCAAACAUCAACAUGUUGUAAGAUACUAUAGCGCAUGGGCUGAAGAUAAUCGAAUGGUUAUUCAGAACGAGUACUGUAAUGGUGGCAGUUUAGAAGAUGUUAUACGUGAACAGCCUUUGUCGGAAGCAGAACUUCGAACUUUAUUACUUCAUACAGCUGAAGGUUUAAGGUAUAUACAUUCAAUGCAACUUGUACAUAUGGAUAUAAAACCAGGAAAUAUUUUUAUAUCAAAGGAACAACGUCUUUUACCCUUGAAUUAUGAUUCAGCUGAUGAUGGUUUUGAAGAACUUGAAGAAGGCGCUGAAGAAGUUACAUACAAAAUCGGUGAUUUGGGUCAUGUAACAUCACUUGCAAAUCCUCAAGUUGAAGAAGGAGACUGCAGAUAUUUGACGCGUGAGAUUCUAAAUGAAGAUUUUAAGCAUUUGACGAAAUCAGAUAUUUUUGCUUUAGGAUUGACUAUUUACGAAGCUGGAGGGGGUGGUCCACUGCCUAAAAAUGGACCUGAAUGGCAUGAAAUAAGAGAUGGUAAAAUAAAAGAUCUUCUGCAGUGCAGUAAGGAUUUCAAUAACUUGAUUAGGCUAAUGAUACAUAAAGAUCCUGAAAUGAGACCAUCUGCUGUGAAUAUUAUUCAACAUAGAGUAUUGUGUCCUUUUGGAAAUAAAACAAAAGCUCAACUAAGGAGAGAACUCAAUGCAGAGAAGUUGAAGAAUGAAUUUUUGUCAAGGCAGCUUAAGGAAGCUGCGAUGUGUCUUCAAACGAUGGCUCCUGCAAUCAUGCACAAUAAAGACAAAAAGACAAAAGGAUUGAAUAAUUCAAGGCUCUUGAGAUCGUCCGCUCUGAAAUCCCUUGCUAAUAACAAUGAAAGAAUUAUUGGCAAGAAAGUAAAUAGGUCUCACAGUACAACUAAUUUUUAAUAUAAAAAUCAGUUAAUUUUGUGAUAUUCACUUCCAUAAUAAUCUUUAUAUUUUUUCUAAAUUAUAUUAGUCAUUGAAAUAAAUAUAUUAUACAUGUUUGUAGCAUUGUGACUAAUGUUUCUGCCUAUUUUAAAAAUAUGUUAGAAGUACGUAUGCAUGUUCACUAGCUAUUUAACAUGUUAUUGGUCUCUCGGAUGGACCAAUUCUUUCACACAGUAAAUCUAACAAAAAUUAAAAAAUGGCUUUUUGGGGUUAUUUUUGUGAUAUUACUUCAUAAGAACAGAAUUUUUGUGAGAAUUAUAUUCAAAAUGCUUUGAAAAUUUAUAAAUAU